AUGGCCGGGGCGGGGCCGGGGCCGCAAGUGGCGGCGACGGGGCUGCUGGAGGCGGCGACGCGGCCGCUGGCGGCGACGACGGGGCCGCUGGCGGCGGUGACGGGGCCGAUAGGAGCGGCGACGGGGCCGCUAGGGCCGGCAACGGGGCCGCUGGCGGCGGCGACGGGGCCGCUGGCGGCGGCGACGGGGCCGCUGGCGGCGGCGACGGGGCCGAUAGGAGCGGCGACGGGGCCGCUAGGGUCCGCGACGGGGCCGCUGGCAGCGUCGACAGGGCCGCUGGCGGCGGCGACGGGGCCGAUAGGAGUGGCGACGGCCUCUUGCAAUAACUUCCUGCACGUCUUCAUUCUGCACCCCACUCCUUCCUGCUUGUCACCCCAAACCCCUCCCCGCCUGCAGUCGCUGUGCUUUGUGGCACGCGACUUUGAGGUGGCCAUGAGGGGCGAGGAGAGGGGGGCGCGGGGCACGUGUGAGGUGCUAGAGGAGGGCGCCUUCACUCUCGCCAGGGAGCGCUUCCUCGCCCCUGAAGUGCUCUUUCAACCUCAACUCUGCCGCAUUGGCUGCGGGGGUAUACAGCUGACAGUGGCGCGGUGCAUAUUGGAGUGUGUAAAAUGGGUGAAGGCGUUUUUGAAGGCCAGGCACAGCCACGCGAGAGGCGCAGCGGCUGCAGAGGAGGGGGAGAUGGCGGAGGAGUGGGGAGGAGCGCCUGGGGAGGGGCGUGGGGGUGAGGGUGCCACGAGGGAAAAGGGGAGUGGGGAAGGGGCAGAAGGGGCGGGUGGGGGGGUGUGGGGGCGAGUGCCUGCGCCGCUGGCAAGUGAGGAUGUGGCGGAGGCGAUCGGCACCGUGGUGGUGGCGGGGGGCACGUCUGCGCUGCCAGGGAUAGCAGAGCGGCUGCAUCUGGAGCUGCAGCAGCUGCUCCCACCGCCCUUCACCGGCCAACUCUCUGUGAAGGCAGUGGGGCCGUAUGGCGCAUGA
Closterium sp. NIES-65 is the source of this 972-nucleotide messenger RNA. NCBI's taxonomy places the organism in Eukaryota, Viridiplantae, Streptophyta, Zygnematophyceae, Desmidiales, Closteriaceae. The record is from the annotation of a GenBank genome assembly.